GUGGCUCUGCGGAGGGAGGGUCGGCGCCGGUGGCGGUGGGGUGGCUUCAGCGCCCUCCUUGCCCAUAGCCGGCUUUGUCGAAAUACGCUGCCCACACGUGGGGACGCGUGGGGUCACUGCCCUGACACGGCCGGUCAGAGUGGCUCUUUUUGCCCUGAACUGAGCGUAGGAAAGUCAGUAGCGUUGGCUGCUCGUGCUUUGCUGUUUUAAGUAAAAGGCUACGUGCCCCUUCCCAAGCAGUAGUUAAUCCUGUGUGUUCAGAGACGUGGGAAAGGCGCGGCGUGGGAAGCUGAAAGAGCGCACUGAUGCAGUGCCAGGGGCUGAUGCUGGAGCGUGAGGUCGUGGGCAGCUCCUCGGGGGGGCUGUCAGUAGUGAGGCUCUGCUGCAGCUUGUGGUUCCGAGACAAUCCUAGCGUUAUUUAUGGGAAACUACCAGAGUGUCUCCAGGAGUGCUGAUUUGGCUGAGCUGUCCUGUUUACUUUCUGGUUCCGUUGUUGGAAGCUGUUGGUUUUUUUGGCAGGCCGUGUUUUUUGAAACUUGCAUGUUUGGCAGCAGUAUCAGACGUACAUUCGGAACAUGCCUUCCUUCAGCAGUCUCAUCAGGAAGGCAUUUCCAGCAGUUAUAUGCUGUCAUAAGGAAGUAUCAGGCUAAGGUCACAUCUGUUUGCCAAAAAAAGGAAUAUGGAUCUACGCGAAGUGUUGUCCGUAGACUUGGGACAAUUCUUUCCUUGCAGCCCUACCCCAGACCUUAUUUUCAAUUUGUUCAAGACCCAAGUCCAUUGUGUUAUGACGAGCAAAGUGCAGCUCCAGCUCCUGGGGCUCCAUCGCUUGCUGAUGUCCUGUGGGUGGCAAAUGAUGAAGGACAAGCAUGUACUAGACUUAAGACUGAAUUGAGGAGAAAAGAGAGAAGUACAGCUCCUCUUGACCUAUAUCCAUCAAUGCAGAGCAUUCCGAAAAACAGCGCACAAAAAGACGGUGUUGAUCAAGCAGCGCUCCAGAAAAUUUCUGCGCUUGAAGAUGAGCUGACCUUUCUUCGUGCUCAGAUUGCUGCAAUUGUUUCAGCACAGACCUUGGGAAGCACUUCCUCACAAGCCUGUAAAACACUCAGCACUCCAGAUGGAUUUUACCCACUGCCAGCCAUGACUUCUACGCCACUGUCCGUCUCUCACAAAUGUAAUUUUGUAAUUCCCUCGCCUCCUCCACUUCCUUCUGCUGCACCAUCUGGUGUUGAUGCUAGUAAUUCUGCACUGGGACUUAUAAAACAACGCCGAGCUGCAAGAAACAGUGAUUCAACUGCAGCUGACAGUACUGAUCUCCAGAGGACAAAGAACAUUCCCAGUAUGAUGGACGUUUUGAAAGACCUAAACAAAGUUCAGUUGCGAGCUGUUGAGAGGUCUCCUGGAGGUACUCCUCUUUCUAGACCCAAAAAGAGGCAAAGUUCGGAUUGGGAUCCAGUUGCUCUACUAACUCAUGCUCUAAAGCAGAAGUUUGCACAUAAAAACUAUGAUGAAGAUGAUUCCCUGGACAAAGAAAAUCAUUCUUUUGAUAGCUCUCCAUUUUCUAGUCCUGAGGUGCCAGUGGUUGGAUGCUGCAGUCUGAAGCCAAAUGCAAAACCCAGCCUUACAAGAACUGAUGGAGUUAAGCAGGUACCAGCAUGGAAAGCAAGAGCUCAUAUUUAGUGGAGACUUCCAAGGAAAAUUCAGUUUGUUUAAGUGGUGGGUCCACUUUGAAACUGCUGUAAGGUGCUGUAACAUGUUGUUCUAGAACAUAUAUUUCCUAUGCUGUUGAAGUUUGGGUGUUGCAGGGUUUGUAAAAUUACCUCUUCCUUCUCUUUGGUUUCUCAGUAGCUAAACUUGUGAAUGUGAUGCUUUUACAAGAGGCACAGAACUGAAAGAAGGCUUCCAUUGCUAUGGAGCAGUGUCUUUGGAACCUGGGAAGUUCAAGAAAGCAGUGUUUGUAUGGGGAAAACAAAAAUUUAUUGCUGUGAGGGCUGAGGUAUAUGCUCUGUUUGCACUCCAGUGUAAAUAACAAGGAAGUGUAAACUUUUUGUUAGUGUGUUAUAACUACUGUGUAUAAUGGUAAUACUUUUUCAUGAGAGUGGCAUAGUUGCCUUGGUAUUCUUGGCGGUUUACUGAUGCAACUCCUUAUUCCAUGUGCAAACAGUUUUCUAAUUUAUUUUGGGUGAGGAGAUGAGCUUUCAUGUUUGUGGAACUUUGUGCUGUAAUUAACCUGCAGGUCAUCUAUUAAAUGCCUGUAAUAUGGGGGAGUUGCGUUUUGAGGUGUAAAAAAGACCUUGUAGAGAGAUCUGCUUGCACACAGUCUAAAUUCCGUAUGUAAGUAAAUAUUAAUUCCUAUUUGGCAUGUGCAUCUAACUCAGUUUUGUUCACAAGAGCUUAUAAAAUAAAAUUUCCUUUCAUAUUGUUA
Corvus hawaiiensis (hawaiian crow) is the source of this 2422-nucleotide messenger RNA. RefSeq names its product mitochondrial fission regulator 2 (gene MTFR2). Gene Ontology annotation, biological process: aerobic respiration; mitochondrial fission. Gene Ontology annotation, cellular component: mitochondrion. The coding region runs from base 421 to 1677 and encodes 418 amino acids. Lineage: Eukaryota; Metazoa; Chordata; Aves; Passeriformes; Corvidae. The record is from RefSeq and is a predicted model, not a curated record. The transcript is spliced from 7 exons.